GCGUCCUCUAGGACUUACCCAGGAGGCAGCGCGCCACUCAGGACAGAAUGGCGGGCAGGCCUGCUGUUGCAGCGUCAAGCAAGUGGCUGGAAGGAUUUCGAAAAUGGUAUUAUAAUGCUGCAGGAUUCAACAAGCUGGGUUUAAUGAGAGAUGAUACAAUAUAUGAGACUGAAGAUGUCAAAGAAGCCAUAAGAAGGCUUCCCGAGAAUCUUUAUAAUGACAGAAUGUUUCGAAUUAAGAGAGCCCUGGACCUGAGCAUGAGGCAUCAGAUCUUGCCUAAGGAGCAGUGGACAAAAUAUGAGGAGGACAAAUUUUACCUUGAACCCUAUCUGAAAGAGGUUAUUCGGGAAAGGAAGGAGAAAGAAGAAUGGGCGAAGAAAUGAACUUGUGGUUGAGAUCUGUGCAUGUGCCUGGUCUCAGCAUAUUUUAAGAAGUUAUUUCUCACAAUUUGAGUUAUUUGCUCUGUAGAUGCCUCACUUUAAAUAAAUGUCUAUUAUAACCAUU
This is a messenger RNA of Phodopus roborovskii (desert hamster), 504 nucleotides long. RefSeq names its product cytochrome b-c1 complex subunit 7. The record is from RefSeq and is a predicted model, not a curated record. The transcript is spliced from 4 exons. Lineage: Eukaryota; Metazoa; Chordata; Mammalia; Rodentia; Cricetidae. The coding region runs from base 48 to 383 and encodes 111 amino acids. Gene Ontology annotation, biological process: mitochondrial electron transport, ubiquinol to cytochrome c.